AUAAAUAUUUAUAGUACUUACUGUUAUUUAAUAGUCGAUCACAACAACAUAAUAAUUUUUUAUAAAAAAAUAAGCAAUAUCGUGCGCAUGUGGUCGUAGUUUGGCUUAUUGAUUUUGAAUUCGCGCCUGCGACCAGUUUAGUUUCAUCGUCGGCAAUUGGUGGCAGCACGGUGCUCGUUCGGUGCUCGGAUCCAGUCGUCCUCUGACAUCUGUUGAUGUUGUUAUCAAUCCGAUUGAAAAUGCCUUUAAAUCCUUCAAAAAUGUUGACGGGGAAUCUCCGCGGGGCUCCGUUUCGAAUCAAUUCCGACCAGUCGAGGUAAAAGACGGCCGCCGUCGUACUUGGACGAUAAUCGCGCGCGCGUGUGUGUGAUCAUGUCGAUGAAAAAUUUAAUCAACAACUAUAAUUCCUCGCCGUUACCAGUUCCCCUGUCGUGGUGGUGAUUUUAGGGGAUAUGGGCGCGAAACCGAGUAGUGCUAACGGGACCCAAAGCCCACGGACUCGGGCCUUCUCAACGAGUAGCAGCUCGGAGGUGGUGGCGGCGGCCCCGGCGGGCUUCCGUCUACUCCGCUCGUUGCCGGGGAUGGACGUUUCGAACGAUAGGCAACGGGCCAGGUCCCUUUCGAGCGUUCCUGACCUUCACGGGAGUCGCGAAGCGAUUGCCAUACCAGCUACGGGGGCCUCUUUUGAUGCUUCGAAUGGUGCAAGCCCCGAAACAGAUAGUAGUUCCACCGAAGAGGCUGAAGCUAAUUUAAACUCGAACGCCGCCGGUAUUGCCCUUGGAAGGGUUUAUGCUGCACAUUCGUUACCCUCACACAUUUGGUCCUUAAAUGGAAUUAAAUGCCCUAUGUGCAGCAAAUUUGUCAUUCCUGACGAUGAUAUUGAGUGCCAUCUGGUUAUGUGCCUAACGAAACCACGACUUUCCUACAACGAAGACAUUUUGACUGAUGAUAAAGGCGAAUGUGUGAUUUGCUUAGAAGAAUUAAGUCAAGGCGAUGUGAUAGCUCGAUUACCAUGUUUAUGUAUAUACCAUAAAGGAUGUAUAGAUCAAUGGUUCGAAAUAAACCGUUCGUGUCCCGAACAUCCAGGCGACUAGCAUAGUUUAAAAUCGACGUCGUUGAAGAAGCAGCCGCCGCCGCCGCCCGCAAUUGACUGUAAAUAUGUAAAUAACCGAUCGUCGUGGAACCAACUUAGCUUUUUCAGCCUCCGCCUCCUCCUUCAGUGGUUGUGGUUCGAAAUGGGGCCGCUAAAAUCGGAAUCUUUGUGGAUAAUUUAUGCGAUAAAGCCCCAAAAUUCUACAAUCACAUCUCGCACGUAAACUGUUACACCCAAUAUUGUUAAUUUAAAAAAAGAAAAGAAAAUGAAGAGGAUUAUUAAACAAAAACAACUGUAAAUUUACAUAUCAUAUUUUCAUUCAAAUUGAUAAACUCACACUCUUUUCGCGUAUUAAAGAAUUAAAGAAGAUUGAAAUAAAGAAUUUCAAGAUAAAUGUAAAAUAGUAACGUAAAAUAUAAAUGUGUGUAGCGGAUAUUUAAAGAAAAAAUUAAUAAUUAUAAACUAAAGUAAUAAAUUUUCUUUGGGAGACUAGGAUUUUUGGACCAAAAUACUAAUUCUACGUUGUAGUGUCCAAAAAAAAAGAAUAAUAAUAACAAACAUCAUCUGAAAGGAAAAAUUAUGAAUGAUUUAAAAACGCUUCGUUUGAAACCUAGUUUUCUCCAAAAUGAUUUCAUCGAAAAAACGAAAAGAAAUAAAUUAAAAGAAAUAAAUAGAAACGUAAGUUUGGAGUAGACAGUUUCCGUGAGAAAGAGAUAUUUUUGAUACUUUCAUAUGGUAAGGCGAGCUUUCGAUGUGUUUCCGUUCUCGUAAUAAAAAAAAAAGAAAAAUAAAUAAAUAGGACUUAGUCAAUUAAUGGUAUAAAAAGCGCUAACCCUUCGUUUCCACCCGCAACUAAACCGUUUUAUUUUAUUUUUAUUUUAUUUUAUUAUUUUUUUUGUAUAAUUUUACGUUAUAUUGUGUGAUUAUUAAAUAAAAAAUAUGCAAAGCGAAUUAAUUCUUUAAGAAAAAAAAUGAAAAAUUUUGCAUGUUUUGUUAUUAAGCCCUUCGUUUAAGUUGUUGUAAAAACCCCGAGAAGAAUUUAAUCGCACGUUUCUAACAGAAUGUAAAUUAAAAGCUAAAUUUGUUUAAAACUCUUUUUAAUAAAGCAAAUUAUAGACGCAAAGCAUAAAUAAUAAAGAACCGAUUUGGAAAUGUGCACAAAACUACUACCUACUACUACCUAUUACUAUUAAAUGUAAAAAAGAAAUAAAUAGUUUAAAACCAAAGACCUUAGUGAGUAAAAAGAAAUAAAACAAGUUGGUUUGGAAUUUUUUAUUAAAAGUGAGACGACAAAGCGACGCCGACGUGCUGAUAAAAUAAAAUGAUUAAAUAAAAGAAAUGAACUCGUUAACUAUUAAGGUGCUAACUGUGGUUUAAUUAGUGAUAAUUCUUUUGUAAAAUAACCUGUUACCUGUUGAGAAUUAAAACAAUUUUUUUUUAUUUUUAAUUUUUCUAAUCUAAGUUAUUUUCUUCAAUUCAAGCGAGAUGCGAUCGCGGUGUUUUCUUGUUCUCGAUAAAUUGUUUUGAUUCUAUUUGAUGAUAUAUUAUAAUAAUUAUUAUUGUUUUUAUACAGCCCUUAGACGUAGCAGAAAAACUAACUUUUUUUUUAUUAUUAUUUUAGAAAUUGUUAUGUAUAUGCGAUAAUACACUGUAACGUUUUAGUAAAUUAAUAAAAAAAAUACAUUUGAGAA
This is a messenger RNA of Onthophagus taurus, 2784 nucleotides long. Its product is annotated as E3 ubiquitin-protein ligase ZNRF1. Lineage: Eukaryota; Metazoa; Arthropoda; Insecta; Coleoptera; Scarabaeidae. Gene Ontology annotation, biological process: proteasome-mediated ubiquitin-dependent protein catabolic process; protein K48-linked ubiquitination. The record is from RefSeq and is a predicted model, not a curated record. Gene Ontology annotation, cellular component: intracellular membrane-bounded organelle; membrane; cytoplasm. Gene Ontology annotation, molecular function: ubiquitin protein ligase activity.